CUUGUCAAGCGAACUUCAGUAAAUUUCUUGUAUUCCAAGUUUGAACUUCUUAUAAAACUUUUGUUUUGUUCGUGGUUUUGUAAUCUCCAUUAACUCGAUUUGAAUAAGCUGUCAUGCGUCACGCUUUUCUGUUUUGAAGUUUCGUCAUCUUGCAUGCAUAAUGGCCGAAGAAUCCUUUGCUGUGACUUUAUCUCAGGAGGGCUUGUCUUUCAGUCAAGAAAGUCUUCCUUUGAGCCAGGAAACUUAUAAAUUUUUAUGCAAUGAGGUUCAACAGAGCUUUCAAUCAUUAGAAACACCUGAUUUGCCUUUGUUUCACAGCUCUUGUCUUCCAAAUGAGCAGUCAACUUCAAGUAAUGCUAUGGAAAUGUGCAAUCAGGAACAGUUUGUAGCUCAUUCUAAUUCACAAGCUAUAAAUAAUCCAAGUCAGUCAUUAGUACCUUAUGUGCCUUCUUCCAUGCCAGCUAGUGCAAAUUGGCCUGGACAUUAUGGAUUCACGAUUUCGUUUCCUCCUCGACCGAGAAUCACCAAAGGCGUCAGUUGGACGUACUCUAAAAUGAAAGACAAGCUCUACGUAGGAAGAGAUAUUGCAUGUCCAGUGAACUUCUUCACCAAUGGAACUCUGUCAUCUGAUGUUAUUCUGAGAGCCACAGCUUUGUAUAGCCGUCCUGAACAUAGAUCGGAUGUAGUACAGCGCUGCAUGGAUCAUUCCCUUGAAGAGAUGCAGAGAGGCCUUCCUGAAGCAAGUCACCUUGUCCGAUGUCAAAGCAAUUCAGCUAGAUAUUUAGUCGAUCCCAAUACUAAACGACAUAGUGUGGUUGUUCCGUUUGAAAACCCUCCAGUGGGUCAACAUUUUUCUACAUAUAUAUACAAGUUUGCCUGUUUUGGUUCAUGCAAAGGAGGACCAGACAGAAGGCCUUUAAUGGUUGUCUUCACACUGGAAAGAGGUGAAGAAGUAAUUGCUCGUCACAAAUUGGAUGUAAAAAUUUGCGCCUGUCCUGGGCGGGAUCAAAAAAUUGCAGAACAGGAACUAACUUUCCAAGGAAAGCCUGCGAGAACGAAGAAAAAAUACUCUGAAAUAAGUGUCGUUGAGCAUUCAAAAAGUGUUCAUCUUUCCCCUAAGAAAAGUAGAUUGUCCCAAAACAAGGAAGGACCCUUUACAGUCACAGUUGAUGAUGAAGAAUCUUACCAAUUCCUAAAACAAAUGAAAAUGUUUUUCUUCAUGUGUAAAACAAUAAAAAGCUUACCACCUUAUGUUCAGAAGUAUGCAAUGCAAUUUAUCAAAGGAAACAAUGAUGACAAAUAGCUCCAUUUAUCUUAAAGGAUUUGCUGAAUUCUCAAACGUUGAGCAAAGUGAUGUUUGUUAAGUACUAUUGAGUGGGCUGCAUUGCAAAUUGAAAUGUUCUGUGAUGAAUCUUUAUUUCAUUUAAACUAAAACUGAAGCAAACAAAAUGCGCAUUUUCUGUAAAUUGUGUUUUUAUAACCACAUCAUAAAAAACUUAUGUGAGUAAACUGGUUAAAAUAAUAACUAAUUAUUGAUAAGGUGCCAUGUUAAUUGUGUUUUCUUUUUUCUUUUUUUUGAGAUAAACCUUUAUUUUCAGAUUUUGAAAAUUCAUAAAUAAUAAUUGCAGUAUCUGAUUAAUGCAAAUGUGUUUUAAGUUUCAAUUGAUUUCUCACGGUAAUAACUAAUGUUUAAUAUUUUCAACAAAUUUGGCGCAGUGCAUUGUCAAUAGCGUCAUUUUCUCCUUCAUUUAUAUAUUCAAAAUUUAGUACAAUUGCAGCAUUUGAGAAUUUUGUGAAUAGAUUCCAAGUAUGUACAGUGCCUUACAUUAUAGCCUAGAAAUGAUAUUUUGUUAAUAUAUUUGCAGAAGUCUAACAAUCAUAUUUGAGCAAGAAUCAUGUUAACUUCUCACAAAGCAUCAGACUGAUUGAUAUAACUAAUUACAAUUUUACAUUAAUUGUUUCCCUGUACAAAUCACACAUCAUUUAGGAUGUAGAUAUCUAUAGGGAAUUCAGAGAGAAGUGACAGCAGCAAUAAACAUAGAUGGUUGCCGUUUGGAGCCAACAUUUUUCACGUUCAGAAAUUACUCCUUGGAUUGGCGAAUUCUGUUUGAACAUUUUGCUUAUCUGAGUUCAAUGUUUUGAAUCACUCAGGCGUCAAGCAGACAACUGUAUCGCCAAAUGUCACAUUGCUUUGUUUACUUACACUAUCAGUUCUCUCUGAAUUAACUCUAGUAAGUGAUUAUCUCUCUCAAAACUUUAAAUAGAGUGUAUCACAAAAUAAUAAUUUUGAAUUCAGUGAUUUCUAUUAAAAUGCCGAAGAUGUUGAGCCAUAGUUAUCUGAUACUUUUAUACUCCAUGUAAAAUGCCUUAAACUUUUAUUAUAUGAUCUAAAUUCAUAUUUAAGUAUAUAUUUAAGAAAACACUUGCAACCAGAUUUUUGAAGACAUUUUUCUAUACUUACAAUGGGAGAACCAGUUGUUGCCUAUUAAUUAGUAUUAUAUAAAAUGAAAAGUGGCAUAGCUAUUUUAAAUUGGGUGUAAUAUUCAAGCGGGCAUAUGCUUUUUAAUUCAAUUAGUUUUAUACAUUCAUAUUUUGUCAGCAUAGAUAACGUGUUAUAUAUUUGUGUUACUAGGGGUGUCCCAAAAGUUCGUAAACACUUGCAAAAAAAUUUUACUUGCCAAGUAAUAACUAAAAAAUUCCCAAAUGCUAAAAGUGUUUAUGAACUUUAAGUACAACCUAAUAUUACUGUUAUUAUUUUUUCUUUUUUUGUAAGAUUCUGUCAUUUCAUUAUCACUUGUUUUGUUUCAUUAUCAUUUGUUUUUUGUAAUUCAAGUUGCUGUUUGUACUUAACAUGCUUAAAAUUUUAGCAUGAGCAUAAAUUAAAAUGUAAUAAUAAAGCAAACUGUAUUUGAAUUCAACAGCAAUAUUUUGUUGAAUUAUGUUAUAUGUUUAUUUUAAUUUGGGCACAACUAGUUACUUGAAAGGUAUUUGCUUUGUUCAGGUGUUAAUAUGUAUUUUUGGGAUUCAUAAGUAUUUGCUCAGGUCCUGUUUUAAAAUUAAGCAUCUGAAUUAGUGCAUUAACUCAUACAAGCCAAAGAACAUUUGUACAAAAUAUGUUAUUCACUGUUCAAUUGUUUACAUUUGUGCCUAUUUAGAAGCUUAUUUUUAUGGUCAGGGAAGAAAUCUGCCCAUUUUGUCUUCAUUUCUCGAUUCCAUUUUUUAUUUAACAUUUUGAUGUAAUUUGUUUCCUGUUUAACUGUUUGUGUUUCAAAUUUAUUGAAUAAAAAUGAAAGCCUUUU
This is a messenger RNA of Uloborus diversus, 3299 nucleotides long. RefSeq names its product cellular tumor antigen p53-like. Lineage: Eukaryota; Metazoa; Arthropoda; Arachnida; Araneae; Uloboridae. The record is from RefSeq and is a predicted model, not a curated record. Gene Ontology annotation, cellular component: nucleus. The transcript is spliced from 13 exons. The coding region runs from base 161 to 1303 and encodes 380 amino acids. Gene Ontology annotation, biological process: regulation of transcription by RNA polymerase II; apoptotic process. Gene Ontology annotation, molecular function: DNA-binding transcription factor activity, RNA polymerase II-specific; RNA polymerase II cis-regulatory region sequence-specific DNA binding.